AUGCCUGUGAUGAAGGGCCUCCUUGCACCACAAAACACCUUCUUGGACACCAUUGCAAACCACUUUGAUGGCACUCACAGUAACUUCCUACUGGGAAAUGCUCAGGGUCGUUAUGGUUACCCCAUUGUGUACUGCUCUGAUGGAUUUUGUGAGCUGACCGGCUUUGUUCGGACUGAGGUGAUGCAGAAAACUUGUACCUGCAGCUUCCUCCAUGGAGCCGAGACCACCGAGAGUGUGAUCCAGCAGGUUGACAAAGCUCUGGAGGGCCAGCAGGAGUACCAGGGAGAAGUCUGCUUCUAUAGGAAAAAUGGAAAUUCAUUUUGGUGCCUCCUGGAUAUUGUGCCAAUUAAAAAUGAGAAAGGUGAGGUGGUGCUGUUCCUCUUAUCCUUCAAAGAUGUCAGUGAAUCAUAUGGGAAAAGUCAUCACUUCAGCCAAGGAGAAGGUAUGUCAGAGGCUGCUCACCAGAGCAGGAAGAGAAAUCGCUCACACUUUUCCCAAGCUCGAGAGAGGGGAAGGACUAUUCUGCACCAAAUGACCAACCUGUUCACCAAGCGGGGCAAGAGGAAGCUGACCAAUAGCGUGUUUCAGAAACCGUCUCUACCUGAGUACAAGGUCGCAGCGGUGAAGAAGUCCCGUUUCAUCCUGCUACACUACAGCAUCUCCAAGGCCCUAUGGGACUGGCUAAUUCUACUGGCGACCUUCUAUGUUGCUGUUGCUGUGCCUUAUGACAUCUGCUUUGUCAAUCAUGAUGAGGGCGGUGACCAUCACUCACUUGUCAGUCGCAGCACUAUUGGCAGUGAUAUAGCAGUAGAGAUGCUCUUCAUACUCGAUAUUAUCCUGAAUUUCCGCACCACCUAUGUGAGUCAGUCAGGUCAGGUAGUGUACGACGCCCGAUCCAUCUAUCUCCAUUACUGCACCACUUGGUUCUUUGUGGAUCUGAUCGCAGCUUUGCCCUUUGACCUUCUCUAUGCUUUCAACAUCACAGUGGCCUCACUGGUGCACUUGUUGAAGACGUUUCGUCUGCUACGUCUGCUGCGCCUGUUACAGAAACUGGACCGCUACUCCCAGUACAGCGCUGUGGUCCUGACCCUGCUCAUGUCUGUGUUUGCUCUGCUGGCUCACUGGAUGGCAUGUGUCUGGUAUGUCAUCGGGCGCAAGGAGAUAGAAAGCAGUGACCCUGUUACCUGGGACAUAGGUUGGCUUCAGGAGUUGGGAAAGCGCCUAGAGAAACCAUACAUCAACAGCACCAUGGGUGGGCCCUCCAUUCCUAGCGCCUAUAUUGCCUCUCUCUACUUCACCCUCAGUAGCCUUACCAGUGUCGGGUUUGGCAAUGUGUGUGCCAAUACAGAUGCUGAGAAAAUCUUCUCAAUCUGCAUUAUGCUAAUGGGCGCCCUGAUGCACGCAGUGGUCUUCGGCAACGUAACAGCCAUCAUCCAGCGCAUGUACUCACGGCGCUCUCUCUACCACACCCGGAUGAAGGAUCUCAAGGACUUCAUCCGUGUGCAUCGGCUACCUCAGCAGCUGAAGCAGAGGAUGCUGGAGUACUUUCAGGCCACCUGGUCAGUCAACAAUGGCAUCAACGCCAAUGAGCUGCUGCAUGACUUCCCAGAUGAACUACGAGCUGACAUCGCCAUGCAUCUGAACAAAGACAUCCUGCAGCUGCCUGUAUUUGAGCGAGCUAGCAGAGGGUGUCUGCGCUCCCUCUCCCUGCACAUCAAGACCUCCUUUUGUGCUCCAGGGGAAUACCUUAUACGCCACGGAGAUGCCCUACAAGCCAACUAUUUUGUCUGCUCGGGUUCUCUGGAGGUUCUGAAAGAUGGCAUGGUCCUAGCCAUCCUGGGCAAAGGUGACCUCAUUGGGGCCGACCUUCCAGAAAAUGACCAGGUGAUCAAGACGAAUGCAGACGUGAAGGCGCUGACCUACUGUGACUUGCAGUACAUCAGUGUCAGGGCUUUGAGGGAUGUCCUCGGGCUGUAUCCAGAAUAUGGCAGCCGGUUCAGCUCUGACAUCCACCACAACCUCACCUACAACUUGAGAGAGGGCAGUGAAGCUGACGGAAUAAAAAAGUUUCCAUGGUCUUCUCGGCUGUCUCAGGGCCAUGCUUCUAUGGACCACAAACUACCCUAUAUUAUUGAGGCAGAUGAUGCGGAACAUGGAGAAGACAUGAGACACUCUCAGCAGAGGAGAGUGCCUCUGUUACAAGGAGCAGGCAGCCCUGUUCAUCAGCCCUGCCUUAGCACCCUGUUAGGAGAGGAGCUCCGCCACAUCAGUGCACUCCGCCGCUGUCGGUCACCUGUUCAGGACGGUAGAGGCCGCAGCCCCUCUCCUCAGCCAUUCCACAACGAGGAGCUCUCUCCGUCUCCUUUACCCAGGCUUACCAUUGACUCUGGCCUGAACCAUCGGCCUGCCAAGCUGCUCAUGCCAUCCUUACCUUGUGUUAGUCCACUGAACCUAAGCCCCAGGGUCGUGGAUGGAAUUGAGGACAAUGGUCACGCAUUUCAAUUUAAUGUAGAGCAGAGCGAGACAAAGACUAAUGUAGCAGACCGGUUCAAGGUGAGUGCUAACCUGCUUCUGGAGACAGAGGAAGUGAGACAGAACAUCAGCAAACUGAACAAAGAGGUGAGCAACUUGAACCAAGAAGUAACCAACCUUGCCAAGGAGCUCCACGACAUAAUGCACUUCUUACCGUCUCAUAUGGCCAUGCUCCAUUAUAACCCUCCAGUCUCCUCAUAUUCCUAUGGCAUACCGAUGGCUCCCAGUCCUAGUGUGUCUGCUCCCAGCAACUGGCAGCCCCAUGUCCCUUUAAAUAUUGCCACUGGGCUGCACCUCCAUCAUGAAGCAAUCAGCCACCCUGCCAGAAAUGUGUGGGGCUGCAGCGGGAUGUCCUCCCAGGGCAGAAGUCCCACGCUGCUACACUCUUCAAGUCCUAUGUCAUCCUGUUUACACCUAUGCUGCUCUGACAGAGAGGGGGGCACAGCCCACAGGUUACAGAGCCAGUGUGGUCCCUUCCAAACCUCCAGAACAACCCCAAACUCUCCCUACAUGACCCACCCACAUGCCCAGGCAGGUCCAUCUCUCCUGGCCCUCAGUAGCUUCCCAGUGAUUUGUCAGGCCACACAGGUGGCCUACAAUGCCUCUAUUCCCACAAUGAGCAACUCUCACCCUCUUUGUUCCCCAGUAAAUUCAGUCUACUCCCGUCCAUCUCUGAGUGUUCAAACCAACUCUGAUCCCACACAUAAUCAGACCAACUCCCAGACACCCAUCCAUUCCUCCAUCACUCCCACUGGCCAGCCACAGUAUCACACUACUUUCAGCUCUUUUGCCCCUUCAGGAGUCCACACUUCAAUAUGUACAGGGCACAACCAAAGCCAACAGGGCUCUAUCAAUUGCCCCAAGCAAAAUGAGCCAGUGAGAUCCAGUCCUACCCACCACACGCAGACCCUUGCAUGUUCUCUUCUGGGGCAGGUAACAGACAGAGACUGUAGAGCUUCACUGUAUCAAGAAAGGACAGAAAAUAUUGAAUUUCCGUGUAUGAGCAUCAGUUCUCCUACAGGAGAAGUUCAACCACCUCACUUGAACAUGGAGGGAAUCCAAACCCCACACUGA
Molecule: messenger RNA, 3606 nt
Organism: Morone saxatilis (striped sea-bass)
Lineage: Eukaryota; Metazoa; Chordata; Actinopteri; Moronidae
Gene: kcnh4a
Product: potassium voltage-gated channel, subfamily H (eag-related), member 4a
Exons: 16
Coding region: 1-3606 (1201 amino acids)
Biological process (GO): potassium ion transmembrane transport; regulation of membrane potential
Cellular component (GO): membrane
Molecular function (GO): voltage-gated potassium channel activity
Source: RefSeq, a predicted model, not a curated record